UGGAAUUGUUCUCCAACCAACCAUCUCGUCCACCAACACACUACUCCGGCGUCCCUGCUUUGCUAGUAACAGCCGCAGAAGCAGCGCAUCGGCUUUGGGGGCGGCGGGCGAAAAGGAGCAGCUAGCUGCUGCUGCCGCUGCCGCUGCCGCUGCCGCCUUGCUCCCUUUCCCUCCCUGCGGUGGCGGUGGCUGCGAGAUAGGGGGCCGGACGACCUCGCAAGCCAACUUCCAUGGCUGCCGCCGCUCUCCUCCUCCCCGUGCACUUCCACCUGCUGCUCCUCCUCGUCUCGCCGUCCGCUGCGCAGCCUGGUUUCAUCAGCUUGGACUGCGGGGGAGCUCGCGAUCACACAGACGCCAUCGGGAUCCAAUGGACCUCCGACGCCACCUUCGUCUCCGGCGGCGGGCAGACCGCGCAGCUGCUGGUCCAGAACGGCCCGCAGCAGCAGCAGCAACAGCUCACCACCGUGCGCUACUUCCCCGCGGACAACAGGAAGUACUGCUACACCAUGAACGUCAGGAAUCGGACGCGCUACCUCGUCAGGGCCACUUUCCUCUACGGCAACUUCGACAACAGCAACGUCUACCCCAAGUUCGACAUCUCCAUCGGCGCGUCCCCCUGGUCCACCAUUGUCGUGGACGACGCCACCACCCCCGUCGUCGAGGAAGCCAUUAUCUUGGCUGCUGCUCCCACGCUCAGUGUUUGUCUCUCCAAUGCCAGCACGGGACAGCCCUUCAUCUCUACUCUUGAGCUUCGACAGUUUAAUGGAUCGCUCUACUACACCACUGAUGAGACACGCUUCUUUCUUGGACUGUCUGCGAGGAUAAAUUUUGGCGCAGAAAGCAAUGAUUCAGUGAGAUACCCUGAUGAUCCAUUUGACAGAAUCUGGGAAUCUGAUUCUGUGAGGAGAGCAAAUUACCUUGUUGAUGUUGCUCCAGGGACUGAAAGAAUAUCAACCACGAAACCCAUAUUCGUCGGUACCAAUGAAGAACCACCUGAAAAGGUCAUGCAAACAGCAGUAGUUGGCCAGGAUGGGUCCUUGAACUACCGCCUUGACUUGGAAGGUUUCCCAGCAAAUGCUUGGGGAGUCUCAUAUUUUGCAGAAAUUGAAGAUUUGGCACCAAAUGAAACGAGGAAAUUUAAGUUAGAGGUCCCUGGCAUGCAAGCGCUCAGUAAACCAACUGUUGAUGUGGAGGAGAAUGCUCAAGGGAAAUACCGUUUGUAUGAACCGGGCUACACGAAUUUGACACUUCCAUUUGUUUUCUCGUUUGGGUUCAGGAAGACAAAUGAUUCUUCAAAGGGUCCUAUUUUGAACGCCCUGGAGAUUUACAAAUAUGUCCAAAUUACUAUGGGAUCACAAGAUGCAAAUAUCAUGGCCAGCAUGGUAUCACGAUAUCCACAGGAAGGUUGGGCACAAGAGGGUGGUGAUCCAUGCUUACCAGCAUCAUGGUCCUGGGUGCAAUGCAGUUCAGAAGCUUCUCCAAGGGUAUUCUCAAUCACAUUGUCGGGGAAGAACAUUACAGGAAGUAUCCCAGUGGAACUGACAAAGUUAUCAGGGCUGGUUGAGCUAAGGCUUGAUGGUAAUUUAUUUUCUGGUCAAAUUCCUGAUUUCAGCGAAUGCCAUAAUUUGCAGUAUAUUCACCUUGAGAACAAUCAGUUAACUGGUGAAUUGCCAUCUUCUUUGGGAGACCUACCUAACCUGAAAGAGUUGUAUGUUCAAAACAACAAGCUGUCUGGGCAGGUUCCAAAAGCACUUUUCAAGAGAAGCAUUAUUUUGAACUUCUCAGGCAACAGUGGCCUUCACAUUGUAAGCAAUGGCAUUAGCCACACCAUAAUUGUUAUAUGUGUGGUCAUUGGAGCCAUUGUCUUACUAGGCGUUGCUAUUGGAUGCUAUUUCAUUACAUGUAGGAGAAAGAAGAAAUCUCAUGAAGACACUGUUGUUAUUGCAGCACCAGCAAAAAAACUUGGUUCAUAUUUUAGUGAAGUAGCUACAGAAUCAGCACACAGAUUUUCUUUAUCUGAAAUUGAAGAUGCUACUGACAAAUUUGAGAGAAGAAUUGGCUCUGGAGGCUUUGGCAUAGUAUACUAUGGAAAGUUGGCUGAUGGGAGAGAGAUUGCAGUCAAACUUCUCACAAAUGACUCCUAUCAGGGAAUCCGAGAAUUCUUGAAUGAGGUGACAUUGCUUUCCAGAAUACAUCAUAGACACCUGGUUACAUUCCUUGGUUACAGUCAGCAAGAUGGUAAAAACAUACUAGUGUACGAGUUCAUGCAUAAUGGGACACUAAAAGAGCACCUCCGUGGAGCUGAUAAUGUAAAGAUAACUAGCUGGCUAAAGCGUCUUGAGAUUGCAGAAGAUUCUGCAAAAGGUAUAGAGUAUCUCCACACAGGAUGCUCCCCAACAAUCAUCCAUAGAGACCUGAAGAGCAGCAACAUUCUCCUAGACAAGAACAUGAGAGCAAAAGUUGCAGACUUUGGGCUAUCGAAACCUGCAGUGGAUGGGUCUCAUGUGUCAAGUAUAGUUCGAGGAACAGUGGGAUACCUGGACCCAGAGUACUAUAUCUCGCAGCAGCUGACAGAGAAGAGCGACAUCUACAGCUUCGGCGUGAUUCUGCUGGAGCUCAUCUCCGGCCAUGAACCAAUCUCAAAUGACAACUUUGGGCUCAACUGCCGUAACAUUGUUGCAUGGGCCCGAUCGCACAUAGAGAGCGGGAACAUCCACGCCAUUGUUGAUGAAUCGUUGGACAGAGGCUAUGACCUGCAGUCAGUGUGGAAGAUAGCGGAGGUGGCGAUAAUGUGUGUGAAGCCCAAGGGUGCGCAGAGGCCUCCCAUCUCGGAGGUGCUCAAGGAGAUCCAGGACGCCAUUGCCAUUGAGCGGGGACCCCAGGAGAUGCAACGCUCUACAAUCCAACAGCAGCUGCUUGUGUCCAACAGCAACAGGUCCAUGGGUGGUGCCUCGUCGUCCGUGAACAACAAUUCAGGUAGUGUGGCGGUGGACUUGGAGCAGAACGGAGCAUCCUUCGACGAGCUGCUCAUGCGUCCGGGUCUCAGAUGAGAUGAGAAUUGCAGUUGCCCCCAAGCCUUAUCGUAUUUAUAUGUAUGCACCUACAUUUGUAUGGGACUAUGGGAUGCCAGUCCUCUCUUAGUCCGUUUCAUUCUUGUAGCUACUACUGAAUCCCUAAGUUGUGAGUAGAGUAAACUAACUGGCUUGAGAAAGAAACACCCAAUCCCUGAGCUGUAUGUAAUAUGUAAGGAUUUAUUAUUAUGUUUAGCUAACUGGAGACUAAGGGAACAAAGUUUUGGCAGGCAAA
Sorghum bicolor (sorghum) is the source of this 3306-nucleotide messenger RNA. Its product is annotated as probable LRR receptor-like serine/threonine-protein kinase At1g67720. Bases 231 to 3050 code for a protein of 939 amino acids. Lineage: Eukaryota; Viridiplantae; Streptophyta; Magnoliopsida; Poales; Poaceae. Gene Ontology annotation, biological process: protein phosphorylation. The record is from RefSeq and is a predicted model, not a curated record. Gene Ontology annotation, molecular function: protein kinase activity; ATP binding. The transcript has 15 exons.